AUGGCCGCGGGGGGGAAAGGCGCCCGGCUGAAGGUCUAUGGCGUGGUCGUAGGAGCGGUGAGAAGCAAGAAUGGCAUCGCAAGAGGACGGCACAACAAGCAUAACUUCGCCAAUGAGCAUGUCUAUAGACAGCACAACAACCACUCCAAUGAGCUAUUCUACAGACAGCACGACAACCACAACUUUCCCAGACAGCACAACAACGCCGAUUUCAUCAACAAGCAUAACUUUGCCAAUGAGCAUGUCUACAGAUACCACAACAACAUCAUCAACAAGCAUAUCCACAGACAGCACGACCGACAGCACAACAACCACAUCAACAAGCCUUUCUACAGACAGCACAACAUCAUCAACGAGCAUAUCCACAGACAGUACGACCAGCACAAGUAUAGACAGCAAAACAAGCAUAACUUCACCAAUGAGCAUGUCUACAGACAGCACAACAACCACACCAAUGAGCUCUUCUACAGACAGCAUGACAACCACAACUUUGCCAGACAGCACAACAACGCCGAUUUUACCAACAAGCACAUCUACAGAUACCACAACAACAUCAACAAGCAUAUCCAUAGACAGCACGGUCGGCACAACUACAGACAGCACAACAAGCAUGACAAGCACAUCUACAGAAGACAGUACGACCAGCACAACUAUAGACACCACAACAAGCAUAACUUCGCCAAUGAGCAUGUCUACAGACAGCACAAAAACCACACCAACGAGCUCUUCCACAGACAGCAUGACGACCACAACUUUGCCAGACAGCACAACAAUGCCGAUUUCACCAACAAGCACAUCUACAGACAGCCCAACAACAUCAACAAGCAUAUCCACAGACAGCACGACCGGCACAACUACAGAUAG
Molecule: messenger RNA, 864 nt
Organism: Clarias gariepinus (North African catfish)
Lineage: Eukaryota; Metazoa; Chordata; Actinopteri; Siluriformes; Clariidae
Product: histidine-rich glycoprotein-like
Exons: 4
Coding region: 1-864 (287 amino acids)
Source: RefSeq, a predicted model, not a curated record